UUAAGUGAAUUUACUUGUUUGUUGUGUAAUUGAAGUUUGAUUAUUUAAUUAUGUUCAUUAUCUAAUUAUCAUGUGAUAUAAUAUAAUUUUUCCACCAUGAAGUAGUUUAAACGAAGUAAAUUCAACGAUUAAUGUUAAUAUACUUGUGAAUCGAUGAUAAUCCAAUACCUUUGGAUUUUUGUCUUCGCUUCUUAUUCCCAAUGGUGAAAAUCAUAUGUUGUUUUUAGCGAAAAUUUUUUUUAGCUUUUUCUUUUGUUGAAGAAACGAAAACCAUUGAAUCAAUGGAUCAAUUUUGAUCUUUAUUCAAUUGGUGUUUUCUCUUGUAUCAUUUAAUCUUCUUCUUCUUCUUCUUCUUCUCCCGGUGUGAUUUUAUUCUUCCAAUUCUUUCGGUGGUUCGGAUUGUUAAUCCAUCUUGUUGAAUGUGGAAACAAUAAAUUAAUGAGGUUCAUCUUAAUUUCUCUUGAUCGUAAACACAAUGACUGCUGAAGAUGCUGAUUGUCUACCAUCUUUACUACCAUCGGGUGAUCAUAAAUUAUCACUUACCAGUGAUGAUGAUGGCGGAGGCUGUGGAUAUGAUAAGGUUGAUGCUCUUCCAGCUGAUAUGAAAUUUACUUGGCUCGAUGGAUUGGCCAUUCUAUUUUCAAUUGGUUCUUUUCUCUUUGACAUUGGUACCGAUAUUGCCGUUGCCGUGAUCCAUUUUACCAAUAAAGACUAUUGGUAUUUCGGUUUAACAUUAUCAUUUAUCCUUUUUCCAACCUUGGUAAUGACCGGUAUCAGUUUACGUUGGUAUGUUUUAGAUGCUCGCGAAGAGGGAUCACCUAAAGUAUCAACCACCCAAUGGACAUUGAGAGUAAUUUUUCUUCUCUUUCAAUUGGGACCAAUUUUACGUUACAUUGAUUCCCUAAUCUAUGGGAUUAAAUUUCUACAACAUAAAUCAAACAAAUUGGAACAGAAAAAGUAUUACCAUUACAUGGUUUAUGAAGAUACUGAUGCAACUAUGUUAAGGUUAUUUGAAUGUUUCAUGGAAGCGGCUCCUCAAUUGGUUUUACAAAUUUAUAUUCUCGCAGUUCUUAAAUCACCUUAUGGAGAUGAUCAUCUAAUGGUUUUAACACAAAUCGCUGCCUGUAUUGCCUCAUUGGUUUCACUUUCCUGGUCACUUGUUUCCUAUCAAAGGUCAUUAAGACUUUCCCUUCCAAAUAAAGUUUCCCUUACCUGGCAAGGAAUUGGAGUCCAAUUUUUGUGGAGAUUUUUCGUAAUUGCAGCUCGAGUUUUAGCUUUAGCCUUAUUCGCCUCAAUCUACAAUUGGUACAUUAGUAUUGUCUGUGGAGUUCAUUGUAUAAUCAUGUUCGCUUGGAUUGUCUCAAUGAAAACCUCUUUCUGUGAGAAUCGUUGUGAAGAGCUUGGUUAUAAUGCUGUUCUCGCUGUUAUGUACAUUUUCUGUUAUUUUAAUCCGGUCGAUAGUCCAACUCGUUAUCGUUAUACAAUCUAUUAUAUAUUUAUGUUCUGUGAAAAUACUCUUCUUAUGGUUCUAUGGUUUACCCGAGCUGAAUCACACCUUUGGUACCGAUUACCAGCCCUAGUAGGACAUUACAUGAGCUUUUUCACCGGUCUACUUUUCAUGGCAGCUUAUUACCUUUUAUUUCAUCCCUCUGAAGAUAUUAAAUUGUAUCGAAAUCGUGAUCUAGAUCAAGAUGAAACUGAUCGUCAACAAUGUGCUCGAUUAGGUGGUUACAAGAGACAAAGUCACAAUGGUUUAUGGACAACACAAGGACGAGUCUUACAUCCAAGACCUGCAGUUCCCACCGCUUUAUCAUCAUCAUCUCAUAAGGAUUGUCGAUCAGCCAAAUCAAAGGAAUCAAAUAACAUUAAAAUGCGACAACAAUCAACACCAACACCACCACCAAGUGAUAAAGAAUCGUCUUCAAUGAUUACUACCAAAGGAACUUGUGUCUAAUCAAUUGGACAAUUUCUCAUUUAAUUAAUUAUCGACAGAAUUAACUCAAUUAUCAAUAUGGAAAUGAAUAAUAUUCUCAUCGUUAAAAAUGAAAAAAAAAGCAUUUAAACCUUGGUUAAUUCAUCAACAAUCUUACAAAUUACUCAAAAUAUUUUCUACCAUGACAAUUAAUUGUUUGGAAAAACAAGCAGAGACUUGGAUACAAUCAUCCAAAAUUCUGGAGAAAACUGAUCGUAAUUAACUAAUGGAAAAAUAGAAAACAAAUACAAUUGUUUAUAUAUAUUUUCGAUAAUAUAUAUUAGUUGAUCAGUGGACACACAAACAAAUUAAAUCCAAUGUUGCUAAGCAAGAUGACCAUCAAUUGACUGACCAGUUGAACAUUUUAAUUGCCGAUGUUAACAUGAUUAAAUUACUAUUGAUCACUCACCCCUCCAAUCAAAUAUACACAAACAACUCACACACAAUACAAUUUACCAAUAUUACUUAAAUCAGUCAAUUAUAAAUACAAUGAUAAUCAAUUAGUUAAAAAGGAAACACAAAUCAGUUUUAAUCUUGACACUUAAAUCUUAAUAUCAUUGCAAUUAUAUCUCAAUCACGUUAUCAUUUAAUUAUCUCUGGAAGUUGAUGGUACAAUUAUCACUUAACUAUUAUGAACAAUUAACAUUGUCUCUCAUUUACAAUUACUACAAAAUCGCAGCUACAAAUCACUAUUAUCAAGAUGAAAUUAAACAGAAGGAGAUUAAGAAGCUGAUCAGUUAAUCACUGGCAACUAUUAAUAUUUAAUCAAUACAAUCAUCAUCAUCAUUAUCAUCAUCAUCCUUAUAAAUAAUAUCAUCAAUCAAAUGCCAGCAACACCAACAAUUUACUGAUUUUGUUAAUUUAAUGCCCAUAAACCUAAUACCGAAUGUACUUAUUAUUAUUUAACAAUUUACCUCCAACCGUUAAUUGUUUCCUCCUCCAACAACAAUAAUCAACAAUUGGCAUUAUAUAAAUAUCUUAUUCUCUUUAUAUUUAAAUAUAUAGAUCCUUAAUUACCGUAAUAGUAAUAAUCAUCACGAUGAUCAACUUGAUCAUUACCAAUAAGAAAGUUUCAACUUAACCAAAUAAUUACAAUUAGAGUUUAAUUUUUUUAACAAACAAAAAGUUAAAAUCAACAUUAAAACAAAUCAACAAACUAA
This is a messenger RNA of Panonychus citri (citrus red mite), 3132 nucleotides long. Its product is annotated as XK-related protein 4-like. The transcript has a single exon. Bases 476 to 1954 code for a protein of 492 amino acids. Gene Ontology annotation, biological process: apoptotic process involved in development; engulfment of apoptotic cell; phosphatidylserine exposure on apoptotic cell surface. Gene Ontology annotation, cellular component: plasma membrane. The record is from RefSeq and is a predicted model, not a curated record. NCBI's taxonomy places the organism in Eukaryota, Metazoa, Arthropoda, Arachnida, Trombidiformes, Tetranychidae.